AGCGCUGUGUUUAUUACCGGCGGUAAGAUGGCGGAGGCCGGUAAUGAAAGCAGUAGCGGUGGUAAUAAUGUUGGUGCUUCUCCAACCAUAAGAUGUAUUCAGAAAGUCAAGUUUUGGCUGGCCUGGUCCUGGACGUAUUUGUGGCUUGUGUGGUUCAUCAUGCUGUUGUGCGUACUCUACGUACUGAGGACCCCGUUGAAGAUCCAGGAGAAUCUGACAGCAGUUACAGUAUUUGUGAACACUCUGACUCCGAAGUUUUAUGUGGCGCUCACAGGGACAUCUUCUCUCAUAUCAGGUUUGAUUCUGAUAUUUGAGUGGUGGUAUUUCCAGAAGUAUGGCGCCUCCUUCAUAGAGCAGGUCUCUGUGAGCCACUUGAGGCCCCUGUUAGGUGGUUUGGAAAGCACCUCGUCUGCAGGUUUGUUCACGUCUGUCAAUGGGGAGACGGAUUCCACAAGGCCCAGUGUAUCCGAGUGCAAAGUAUGGCGAAACCCACUAAACCUUUUCAGAGGUGCUGAGUAUAACAGGUAUACAUGGGUCACUGGAAAGGAGCCUUUAACCUACUAUGACAUGAACCUCUCUGCACAGGAUCACCAGACUUUAUUCACCUGUGACAAUGACCAGCUUCAUCCAGCAGAAUCAGUUAUGCAGAAGGCAUGGAGAGAAAGGAACCCACAAGCCAGGAUCAAAGCUGCACAUCAGGCUAUUGAAAUUAGCAAUGAGUGUGCCACGGCAUAUGUUCUCCUGGCAGAAGAGGAGGCAACCACCAUAUCUGAGGCUGAGCGACUCUUAAAGCAGGCUUUAAAAUUGGGGGAAGUGAGCUACCGCCAGAGUCUGCUUCUUCAUCAGAGCCAAGGCUCACAGCAUGAAGCUCAGCACAGAAAGGACACAAAUGUGCUCGUGUACAUUAAAAGAAGAUUAGCCAUGUGUACCCGUAAAUUGGGGAGGAUCCGGGAGGCUGUGAAGAUGAUGAGAGAUUUAAUGAAGGAGUUUCCACCCCUGGGCAUGUUAAACGUACAUGAAAAUUUACUGGAGGCACUCCUUGAGCUGCAAGCGUAUGCUGAUGUCCAGGCUGUGCUUGCUAAAUAUGAUGAUAUCAGUUUGCCCAAAUCAGCAGCAAUAUGUUACACUGCAGCACUUCUUAAGGCACGAGCUGUCUCGGACAAGUUUUCUCCGGAGACCGCAUCCCGACGAGGGCUUAGCACUGCAGAAAUGAUGGCCGUUGAAGCCAUUCACAGAGCAGUGGAAUUCAACCCCCAUGUGCCAAAGUAUUUAUUAGAAAUGAAAAGUUUAAUACUACCCCCAGAACACAUUCUGAAGCGGGGGGACAGCGAGGCUGUGGCGUACUCCUUCUUCCACUUGCAGCACUGGAAGAGAGUCGAGGGGGCUCUGAACCUCCUGCACUGCACCUGGGAAGGCACGUUUAGGAUGAUACCUUAUCCAUUAGAGAAAGGACACCUCUUUUAUCCCUACCCUGGUUGCACAGAGAUGGCAGAUCGUGAGCUUCUUCCAGUAGGCCACACAAUCAGACUGCUGACUUGAUGGUUGUCCAGAAGA
Messenger RNA from Polypterus senegalus (gray bichir), 1554 nucleotides. Its product is annotated as suppressor of tumorigenicity 7 protein homolog. Gene Ontology annotation, molecular function: protein binding. The transcript is spliced from 14 exons. Bases 28 to 1539 code for a protein of 503 amino acids. The record is from RefSeq and is a predicted model, not a curated record. NCBI's taxonomy places the organism in Eukaryota, Metazoa, Chordata, Cladistia, Polypteriformes, Polypteridae.